UAAAAAUUUUUACUUGUCCAGGUAAUAGACCACUAUGAAAAUCCCCGCAAUGUGGGUUCCAUGGACAAGAAUGACACUACUGUUGGAACAGGCCUGGUGGGAGCCCCAGCCUGUGGUGAUGUCAUGAAGCUUCAGAUCAAGGUGGAUGUUGAUGGGAUGAUAACUGAAGCCAAAUUCAAAACAUUUGGAUGUGGCUCAGCAAUUGCCUCAUCAUCUCUUGCAACAGAAUGGGUUAAAGGCAAAACAGUGGAUGAAGCUCUGAGGAUCAAAAAUGUUGACAUUGCCAAAGAAUUGAAUUUGCCUCCUGUCAAGCUACACUGUUCUAGUAAGUUUCUAUACAGUACAGGUUGUCCCUCUCUAGUCCGGCAACCUCGGGACCUGACCGGUGCCGGACCAUGGAAAUUCACCCUUUUCCUGGAUAGAUAG
Homarus americanus (American lobster) is the source of this 426-nucleotide messenger RNA. RefSeq names its product iron-sulfur cluster assembly enzyme ISCU, mitochondrial-like. Gene Ontology annotation, biological process: intracellular iron ion homeostasis; iron-sulfur cluster assembly. The coding region runs from base 61 to 426 and encodes 121 amino acids. The transcript has 2 exons. Gene Ontology annotation, molecular function: ferrous iron binding; 2 iron, 2 sulfur cluster binding. Gene Ontology annotation, cellular component: mitochondrial matrix; cytoplasm. NCBI's taxonomy places the organism in Eukaryota, Metazoa, Arthropoda, Malacostraca, Decapoda, Nephropidae. The record is from RefSeq and is a predicted model, not a curated record.